GGAAGGCGGCUGCAUCUCCGGACACGGGCCGGCCAGCGCCUCUCAGCUUCCCCCGGGGGCUCCAGGCACGGCCCCGCGCAGCUGCCGGGGCCCUGGGGGCUGACGCGCGGGGCGCGGGCCCCUGCACCCGCGGAAGAGGGAGAUGCAGAGCCCCGGUCCCGGCUGCACAGCCCGAGCCCCUGCUCGGGCUUUUCUCGUGUCUGGGGCCGGGCCGCGCUGCCUGCAGGGGCCUCGGGUGCCGCUGGGCAGACAAGGGGCUCUGACGUUUCCUUGCAGGAGCCGCCGUGACUCGGGACAAGAAGAUUUCCUGCCCGGCCUCCCGUCGGCAAGAAACCAGAGUCCCCUCAGGGGCGCGCAGCGGGGGGCAUGUAUAAACACACAUGUAUCUGUAGAUAUGUGUAUAGAGAUAUGCACACACGCCCGCACAUGCACAGAUGGAUGCACCUAGAUACUUGCACCUGUGUACAAACAUCUGUAUGCACAUACACAGAAAUGCACACAUAUGCAUGCACACAUGCACAUAUAUAGAUGCACAUAGCUAUUCACACACGUGCACACGCAGGCAGGCAUACACCUAGAUGCACCCUCAUUUGCGCGCACACACAUGCAAAUGCAGGCAUACACAUAUAUCCACACAUACAUGCAGUUAUAAUAGCUCUUCGUACAGAUGCACCCAUACACAUAUACACACACAUGCAGAUAUACAUGCACGCAUACGCAGAGAUACCCACAGAUGUAUGCACACACAGACCCAUAGAUUGUAAGGCUGGAAGGGACCUCGGAAGAUCAUCGACUCCAGCCCCCCUGCACCAUGUACACAGGUACACAACCAUAUAUGCAUGCAUACCUGCACGCACAUAUACACACAUAUAUGCACGCAAAUGCGUUUUUAAGGCCAAAAGCAAAGGAAACACCCGCGAUCCUUCCCUUCAACCUCGAGGGGAGGCAGGAGGAGAGGAGGGAGGGGGCGGGAGAGGUAGAAGCACCCCCCCCCCCCCCCCGGCGAGCUCCAGCUGGGGGGUUAUUUCUUGUUCCCCACUGGACACAAGGCUCGGAGAGCGCGGGGCUCGUUCCCUGCGGUGCAGCGGGGGGCACAUGAGCCUUGUUUCGGACGGGCAGGGGGAGGCCGCCGCGGCUGGACGGGGCCAAGCCCCGCGCCCCACCCCCGCUGAGCUCGGGCAGCCGGGCCUGCAUCGCGCCGAGUGGAAACUUUCCACCGCCGGCGGGUCGGGUGGAGGCAGAGGGGCUCCUAGGCUCGCCCCUGCGGAAGCGAAGAGGCGACUUGUUGAGACCGCUCCCAGCCGGAUAGUGAAUGGGGGGACCCGACCGGGCGCCCCCUGUCCCAGCCCGGCAUCCCAUCGCUUCCCCUCCUCGCCCGCCGCCUGCAGGCAGGGGGAGCUCGCCCGGCACCACAGCCCGGGCUCUGCAGCAAGGCGUGGGAUGAUCUGCAUCCUGUUCGUGCGAUCAUUUCCACCCUUGCACCAUCAAUAAUCGUACAAACGUUCAAAACGGCAGACAAGGUUUGGGGAAAUCUGCUGUCUUUUAAAUAGACCGACUCCAAUAGCUGAGAAAACUCUUCUAAGCAAGCUGUAGGGUUUAAAUACACCUGGAUCAGGCUGAGGAAGCACCUGCAGUUGGUGUGCGCUCUUCUUGGGUGGAAUGAAUAAAAUGUACCAUAAUUUUGGAGGGUCAAAGUUUUGUAGCCUCUCCCCUUAAAGUUUUGAAGCCUCUUGCCAUAAAGUUUCAUAGCCUCUUGCCUUAAAAAAUGCUCCCCUCAACAUGUAUGCUCCACAUGGGUACCGCAUUUUUGAGGGAUGCUACCAGAUGCGCCCCUGAAACAUGGAAGAUGCCAAAUUUGAAGCCGGUUUUGGAUAUAAAUUUCAUUGCUGAAGGACAAGGAAAAUUUCUACACCUCCCUGCUUUUCUGCCAUCUGACACCACCAGGGAAGGAGUUCUGCUUGAUCUGCACAUUAAAGGGCUACUCACAGACACUCUCAUGGACCCAGAGGAACAGGCUUCCACCUUCAGCUUCCUCUGUGCUAAAACAAAGUCUUUUCUACCUAUGGGGACUUUUUACCAUCUUUAAUUUUCCCUGAGCUUGAGGAAGGGUGUGUGCGCCUGAAAGCUUGCAGAAAAAGAUAGGUUUUUUGCAAUUUCUUAGCUGGUCUAAUAAAGGCAUCAUCUCUGAACCAAGAAUUCUGGAGUUUUGCAUUUUAUAAUUUUCAAGGCAUGUAAUUGGUGCAACAUGUGCCUAACCUAAGUCACUCUCAGGGAGUCUUAACUAACUUUUGGGCUUGCUGUCAGCACUUUUUUAUGACUGCCUGCCUCAAAAUAAAGAAGUGCUUCAACAUUGAUGA
Messenger RNA from Alligator mississippiensis (American alligator), 2357 nucleotides. RefSeq lists its product as uncharacterized. Bases 529 to 1491 code for a protein of 320 amino acids. The record is from RefSeq and is a predicted model, not a curated record. The transcript is spliced from 2 exons. Lineage: Eukaryota; Metazoa; Chordata; Crocodylia; Alligatoridae.